AUGCCGGAGUUGGUCCGGCAUCAUGAGCAAGAUACCCUGCUCUUGGAUCAACACUCAGCAAACAGGUUGCUCAACUCGACAUAUCCGCAGUCUCCCAACGACGGCGGCAUAGACGAUGCUGACGAUCUAGCAUCAGAUGUUGCAGUACUAGCGUUGAGUGCCGCUGGUCGAGAGGCUCAAUACUUUGGUCCGUCUUCUGCUUUGUCCUUUGCGCGGGUUGCUGGCGCGACCUUUGGACUGCACAGAAGACACGAUGGAUCGACAGUCGAUGCCCACAAUGACACAAGAUCUGCAGACCAGCAUCGCUCGCUCGAACCACUUCAGCUCCCUUCAUUUGCAGUCUGCCAGAGAUUAUCUAGGGCGUAUUUCGAAAACAUUCAUCCUCAAUACCCUUUCCUGCACAAGCCAACCUUCGGCGUCUGGGAGGAACAAUGUCUCCAUGCCCAGCAACGCGGAACGCUCGAGGCCGCUCCAAAGGUCGCGUUGCUGUUUGUGCUCAUGGUAUACGCGAUUGGCUCACUGAUUGUAGAUAAUGCGCAGCAAGAUGCGGCCGAGACGUACUACGAAGCCGCCCUUGACCGAUUGCAGCCCGUGGUCGACAUGGAUAGUCUCGAGUCAAUACAGGCGGUGCUGGCGUGUGCUGUAUACUCAAUACGAUCUCCGGCUGGAGCCUCGAUUUGGAAGCUCUCAGGCAUGGCGAUUCGUCAUUGCAUUGAGCUUGGAUACCACCGUAGUGCAGCACGCUUUCGUCCCAAAGUUGACCCUCUGACAAGCGAAAUGUCCAAGAGGGUAUUCUGGGUCGCGUACGAUAUUGAUCGGGCUGCAGCGUUUGCCUUAGGACGCCCAUUCGGUAUACCUGAUGAGCAGAUUGAUGUCGAGCUUCCCAGUGACAUCGAUGAUUCUGCGAUAACAUCGAGCGGCUUGGUAGGUGUGCCUCGCACCAACGUAGCCGAAUCGCCUGGACCGCUGAGCGGCGCUCUGCAUAUAAUCAAGCUCCGCCAGUUGUGGUCGAAGAUGAGUGACUCGUUGUUCUCCGCAACAGCCACCACAAGUGGCAGCGUCUGCAGAAGAGCACUUGCCGCAGUCCCACUUCUCCGUAAUCAGUUGGACAGUUGGAAAGACGCCAUUCCGCUCCCAUGCGAACCACCCGCCGAAGGACAUAGCACCGUGUUUGGCUCGAACGACUGGUUCCGACUCGCCUAUUGCCACUCCAUUCUACUGCUCUAUCGCCACUACCUCACGUGCUCGCGCAACUAUGGACCGGGGCACGAUGGGAUGCGUUGCAGUCCGGAGGAAGUCGAUGCUGCUUUUCAGGAAUGUUCAGAUCGAGCUCGAGAGAUUUGCCUGCUCUAUCGACGUACUUACCAGCGAUCGCCCGUACGUUACACCUGGGGUUCACUCCACAUUCUCUUUCUAGGUGGCUUGACUUACCUCCACUGUCUGUGGGCAUCUCCUACGGUUCGCAGAAAAGUCCCUCAGAAAGACGUCAUCAGUACAUGUACAGCCUGCGCAAUGGUGCUGGUCAUUAUUGCGGAAAGAUGGAGUAACGCAGCUCCAUACCGUGACAUCUUCGAAGAGCUGGCUGAAAGAACUGUCGGCAUGAUAUGUGAGCCUCCUGAGUCCCAAAACCGGUUCCAGGUUGCCAGCAGCCCCAAGGAGCCGGGCAAACCUGUAUUAUUUCAUCGAAAUUCGCCUCCUUUCACUUCACUUGAUGACUCCGAAGUCACACAGGUGGACGACUGGAUGCUGAAUUUGGGGCAUCUGAACGUUCCAGAUGAGUCGGAAUGGCUCGUUGAGGAUUUGCUGCGAGGUUUCACUGAUCCGCAAGACGAUAUGCAAGGACUCAACAAUCAAGGAUUUUGA
Molecule: messenger RNA, 1863 nt
Organism: Cyphellophora europaea CBS 101466
Lineage: Eukaryota; Fungi; Ascomycota; Eurotiomycetes; Chaetothyriales; Cyphellophoraceae
Exons: 5
Coding region: 1-1863 (620 amino acids)
Biological process (GO): positive regulation of transcription by RNA polymerase II; DNA-templated transcription
Molecular function (GO): zinc ion binding; DNA-binding transcription factor activity, RNA polymerase II-specific; sequence-specific DNA binding
Source: RefSeq, a predicted model, not a curated record